This is a messenger RNA of Oncorhynchus nerka (sockeye salmon), 2463 nucleotides long. RefSeq names its product copine-9-like. The transcript has 20 exons. The record is from RefSeq and is a predicted model, not a curated record. Gene Ontology annotation, molecular function: calcium-dependent phospholipid binding. Gene Ontology annotation, cellular component: plasma membrane. NCBI's taxonomy places the organism in Eukaryota, Metazoa, Chordata, Actinopteri, Salmoniformes, Salmonidae. Gene Ontology annotation, biological process: cellular response to calcium ion. The coding region runs from base 1 to 1686 and encodes 561 amino acids.
AUGAUGGCAUCAAUAGGGGAGUUCGAUCCGCUGAACAACAUCGUUCCUGCAACUAAAAUUGAAGUAACCGUGUCAUGCAGGGAUCUUCUGGACGUGGACACAUUUUCCAAGUCUGAUCCUGUGGUUGUGCUGUAUGUUCAAGGUAUCGGGACCAAAGAGUGGAUGGAGUUUGGCAGAACAGAGGUGAUUGACAACACGCUGAAUCCAAACUUUGUGCGGAAGUUUUUCCUGGACUUCUUCUUUGAAGAGAAGCAGAACCUCCGCUUUGAUGUAUACAAUGUGGACUCCAGAAGUUCAAAUAUUUCAAAAUUUGCUCUCUGCACUAAGGACUUCCUUGGUCAGACCUUCUGCACUCUGGGGGAGAUCAUUGGCUCCACGGGCGGACGGCUGGAGAAGAGUCUCUCUGGGAUUCCUGGGAAGAAGUUGGGGGCCAUUAUCUUUGCUGCGGAGGAGCUCAGUAACUGUAGGGACAUUGCUACCAUGCAGCUGUGUGCCAACAAGCUGGACAAGAAGGACUUUUUUGGGAAGUCUGACCCCUUCCUGGUCUUCUACCGGAGUAACGAAGAUGGAACGUUCACUAUCUGUCAUAAGACGGAGGUGGUUAAGAACACCCUGAACCCUGUUUGGCAGCCCUUCACCAUCGCAGUGAGGGCCCUGUGUAACGGGGACUAUGACAGAACGGUUAAAGUGGAUGUCUAUGACUGGGACAGAGAUGGAAGCCAUGAUUUCAUCGGUGAGUUCACCACAAGUUACAGAGAUUUCUCGCGUGGACAAAACCAGUUUAAUGUCUAUGAGGUUUUAAAUGCAAAAAAGAAGGGCAAGAAAAAGAAAUACAUCAACUCUGGCACGGUAACACUGCUGUCCUUCAAAGUGGAGUCAGAGUAUACGUUUGUGGAUUUCAUCCGAGGCGGGACACAACUCAACUUCACAGUAGCCAUCGACUUCACUGCUUCUAAUGGUAAUCCGUCUCAGCCCACUUCCCUCCACUACAUGAACCCGUACCAGAUGAAUGCCUACGCCAUGGCACUCAAAGCUGUGGGGGAGAUCAUCCAGGACUACGACAGUGACAAGCUUUUCCCAGCCUAUGGCUUCGGAGCCAAGCUGCCCCCCGACGGAAAGAUCUCCCACGCCUUCCCUCUGAGUGGUGACAAUGAAAACCCAAACUGUGUGGGGAUAGAGGGAGUGCUGGAGGCGUACUUCCUGGGCCUCAGAACGGUCCAACUAUACGGGCCCACCAACUUCUCUCCAGUCAUCAACCAGGUGGCACGGUCUGCACAGGAUGUGACAGAUGGCUCUCAGUACUUUGUGUUGUUGAUGAUCACAGACGGAGUUAUCUCUGACAUGGUGCAGACCAAGGAGGCUGUGGUCAAUGCAGCUGCUCUCCCUAUGUCCAUCAUCAUCGUAGGGGUUGGACCGGCAAAGUUUGACGCCAUGGAGGAGCUGGAUGGAGAUGAGGUCAGAGUGUCCUCCAGAGGGCGCUUUGCUGAAAGAGACAUUGUGCAGUUUGUUCCUUUCCGGGACUACAUGGACCAGUCAGGGAACCAGGUCCUGAGCAUGGCCCGGCUGGCCAAAGACGUGCUGGCUGAGAUCCCCGAGCAGCUUCUGGGCUUCAUGAAGACCAGAGGCAUCGAGCCCCGGCCUGCUCUCUCCUCAUCAGAGCUGCCCAAGCUCCACAGGCAUAUCUGACACCUAUCACUGUAGUGGGACAGCACCUCUCAACACUCUAACUGGGUCUACACACAUUUGUUGUGCACAUACACACACACACUUGACAUCUGUCUCAUCUCUUCAAACCCUAUGCCAUCUCAUUGCAAGUCGAUGGCCCCUCUCCCUAACUCUACAGCGCACAUACUGUAGCUAAACACAGUACAGUACAUACACACAUAGAAUGAGUCUAUGUAUACAUUGUGUAUUUGAACACAUAGGGGUGAGUAGAUAUAGCACCCAAUGCAAUACCCACAAGCACAGUGAUUUCUGAAGAGAAAGAAUACAUAUAACCUACUAUGCCAUGAUGUGACACAAUACAAAGUUCACAUGCAUAUGCAGAAGGGGGAGUUACAGACUGUGAAAGUUACUGAUGUAGAAUAUACAUAUCUAAGAAACUGAGAAACAAAAAGACUAUUCGAUUUUUCCUUUCAGCUCUGGAGUGUGUAUAUAUAUACAGUAUAUGCAAAGCAGCUUAGCCAUCAACUGAAUAUAAAACACAUAAACAACUGGACACAUUGCUUUCAGCCCAUACCUCCAAACCCACACCCUCUUACAUGAGGUUACUCUUUUUAUACACAUAAAUCUGCUUGAAUUACUGUAUCCUAUCCACUGGAAUGACAGGAAUACAUGCUCUCAUGUAACAAACAACAUGUUUUAUUUAUGUUGACUUUCUACUUCAUGCAGAUGUUGGAUCUUAAUUUGAUCACUCUUUGGUCGCAGAAAAUGUUCCUGCAUAUCAAGACAUUCAAAUGAGCC